UGCCAUGGUAACGUUACGUAGGCGCUGGUAUGUUUCCGUUUCCACUGCUCUCCGAAAGCAAAAGUCAGGAUUUCUUGUCCCUUGUUGCUAUCCGUCCGUAUCGCACGAACUGCUCUCCUGCUUAGAAAUGGCUGAAGCUCCCCCACGGCCCUGCCGGUUUUUUUGUCACCGGUGUUCAGCAGAGAUUAGUCCUCGUUUGCCGGACUACACCUGUCCACGUUGUGAAUCUGGCUUCAUUGAGGAACUGCCUGACGAGAGAAGUACUGAAAAUGGGUCCGCAUCCACGUCCUCCACCAGUGAUCAGAACCGCCCAGCUUUUGAGAACUUGGAUCACCAACAUUUAUUCACAUUCCCCUCUGGGUACGGUCCGUUCGCCCUCGGGAUUUUUGACGAAAACUUCGACCUUCGAACGCGGCUACCUGCAGAGGACAACAGGGAGACAGAAAACAGGAGAGAAAGGGAAAUGGCAUCACGGCAGCGAUACAGUGCGCGGCAACCACGGGGUCGACAUGUUCCUCGACGACAGGGUACGCGCCACGAAGGAGUGCCCACAUUAGAGGGCAUCAUCCAGCAGCUAGUAAAUGGAAUUAUAGCACCUACGGCCAUGCCAAAUAUCGGGAUGGGACCAUGGGGUAUGCUACAUUCCAAUCCAAUGGACUACGCCUGGGGCGCCAACGGUCUUGAUGCAAUCAUUACACAGUUAUUGAACCAGUUUGAGAACACGGGUCCUCCUCCUGCAGACAGAGAAAGGAUAAAGAGUUUACCCACCAUCUCCAUUACAGAGGAACAUGUGGGUGCUGGUUUAGAGUGUCCUGUGUGCAAAGAAGACUACAGUGUCGAGGAGAAUGUUAGACAGCUGCCGUGCAAUCAUUUGUUUCACAAUGACUGUAUAGUACCAUGGCUGGAACAGCAUGACACGUGUCCUGUGUGCAGGAAGAGUCUUAGCGGUCAGAACACAGCCACAGACCCUCCGGGGCUAUCAGGAAUGAACUUCUCUCCCUCCUCCUCCUCCUCUUCCUCCCCUAGCUCACCUAGCAAUGAGAAUGCUGCUAGCAACUCAUAGAUUUUCACCGUCAGCACCACCUCACAUCCGAAAAAAACCUCACAACAUAAGUCAGAUACGACCCAACGGCUCCAGGACAGUCGUCUGUCUCAAUUCAAGCGGACGAUAUGAGUCGAGGUGAACUCUGUUGCAGAUUGUUAGUCAUCAUCCCUCCCCUGUGCUGAUCGGAUGCUGGGUCCAGGUCCUGCUGCUAUUGUUGCUGAGUAAUUGAGGAGGGGGGGGAUUGGGCAGUGAUGAUGGAGGAUCCAGAAAGGCUGUGAAUAGUGAUAAUAAGAUUUGGAUUGUAACCUGAACUGGAGCAGAGUUUGACUCGGAGUGGACUGCUUUUUGACUGAGACAUGUCUUUGCCACGAGGCCGGGACACAUUUUAUAUUUAAAAGACAAAAUGCUCUUUUUUUAAGAAAAAAAAAACAUUUCCUGUGGUGGUGCAGAGUACAUAGAUGUGUAGAUAGAGAAUUCAUUUUGAACUGUGAGCCACUGUACAGCUACUGGAUCAAACUAAAACCUUGUGGAGAGGAGGCAAGCGGAGGGUUUGGAUCAGGUUUAAUUUAUUUGCACCUUUUUUUUUGUUUUGCACAAAAUUCUGUCUGAUGUUGAGAAUGUGAAUUUGGAGAAACUACUGACAAAAAAAAACAUUUUCGCAUUGGAAAGAGUCUUUUAGGGCUUGUUUCUUUUCUUUCUUUCUUUUUAAUUAGAUUCUCUUUAUUAGAGCUUGGUCCGGUGUACUUGGUGUGUGUUGACAAGGUGAAGAUCCACACGGCUCAACAGUGGACACAUUUUUAAUCCACAGACCUACUUAUUUAUUGAACCCUUGCCCAAGACACAAAUUGAGCAACGUAAAAGGAGAAAAAAAAGAUGCAUAAAAAAAAUAAAUAAAAAAAAACAGGCAUGGGAUCAUCUUACCUCUAUGGAACUGACCAAAUGUGUUUCACCAAACAAGUGUUUAUUAUUUUAUUUACUGAUUUUUCGUACGGUCACAAUAAAGUGCUUAAACAAACACA
Molecule: messenger RNA, 2064 nt
Organism: Acanthopagrus latus (yellowfin seabream)
Lineage: Eukaryota; Metazoa; Chordata; Actinopteri; Spariformes; Sparidae
Product: E3 ubiquitin-protein ligase RNF126-like
Exons: 9
Coding region: 5-1063 (352 amino acids)
Biological process (GO): protein ubiquitination
Cellular component (GO): cytoplasm
Molecular function (GO): ubiquitin protein ligase activity
Source: RefSeq, a predicted model, not a curated record